Messenger RNA from Cladophialophora carrionii CBS 160.54, 2049 nucleotides. RefSeq names its product transketolase. The record is from RefSeq and is a predicted model, not a curated record. Bases 1 to 2049 code for a protein of 682 amino acids. The transcript is spliced from 7 exons. Lineage: Eukaryota; Fungi; Ascomycota; Eurotiomycetes; Chaetothyriales; Herpotrichiellaceae. Gene Ontology annotation, molecular function: transketolase activity. Gene Ontology annotation, biological process: pentose-phosphate shunt. Gene Ontology annotation, cellular component: cytosol.
AUGGGGUACAGUGAUCUCGAUUGGAAAGCCAUCAACACCAUCCGGCUCCUCGCCGUCGAUGCCACUCUCAAAGCCAACAGCGGCCACCCUGGCGCGCCCAUGGGUAUGGCUCCUGUGGCUCAUGUCCUCUUCAACAAAUUCAUGACCUUCAACCCCAAGAACCCCGAGUACAUCAACCGAGAUCGAUUCGUUCUAUCGAACGGACAUGGUUGCAUGCUCCACUAUGCUCUCCUUCACUUGUUCGGCUACGCGGUCUCCAUGGAUGACCUGAAACACUUCCGACAAGUCGACAGCAUAACCCCGGGCCACCCCGAAGCUCAUGAUACUCCAGGUAUUGAAGUUACCACUGGUCCUUUGGGCCAGGGAUUCAGCAACGCAGUUGGUCUGGCCAUUGCCCAGGCACACACGGCAGCUGUCUUCAACAAGCCUGGCUAUGAACUCGUCAACAACUAUACUUACACUUUCUUUGGCGAUGGCUGUGCUAUGGAAGGCGUUGCGAGUGAAGCGGCAUCAACCGCUGGACAUUUGCAGCUCGGUAACUUGAUCGCCAUCUACGACGAUAACCAUAUCUCCAUCGAUGGUGACACCAAGUGCGCAUUCACCGAGGAUGUUGAGAAGCGAUUCGAAGCCUACGGUUGGCAUGUCCAGCACGUCAAAGACGGCGAUCACGACCUAGAGGGCAUUGAAGCUGCCAUUGCAAAGGCGAAAGAAGUCAAGGACAAGCCUUCCAUGAUCAAAUUGACGACCACGAUCGGUUUCGGCUCGAAGCUGCAAGGCACCGGUGGAGUGCACGGAAACCCGCUCAAAGCCGACGAUGCUGCGCAAGUCAAGCAGAAAUUUGGCUUCAAUCCCGAAGAAUCCUUCGUCGUGCCCCAGGAGGUCUAUGAUAUGUAUCACAAGCACGCUGCCGAGGGUGCUGCCGCCGAGCAAGCCUGGAAUGAUCUCUUCAAGAAGUACUCGAGCGAGUUCCCGGAGCUGGCCAAGGACUUCAGCCGUCGUCUGACGAGGGCGCUGCCCGAUGGGUGGGAGAAGAGCUUGCCGAUCUGGAAGCCGACUGACUCCGCAGUUGCGACGAGGAAGACAUCCGAGAAGGUCCUGGAGAGCAUUCACGAAGCGGUUCCUGAGCUGCUGUCGGGCUCUGCAGAUCUGACUGGCAGCAACAACACCCGAUGGAAGAACGCCGUUGACUUCCAGCCUCCAAGUCUCGGUAUCGGCGAUUGGUCUGGUCGCUACCUGCGAUACGGAGUGCGUGAGCAUGCUAUGGCUGCUAUCAUGAACGGAAUCUCUGCUUAUGGCACGCUCAUCCCAGCGGGUGGUACAUUCUUGAACUUCAUGUCAUACGCUGCCGGCGCUGUCCGCCUGUCGUCACUAUCUCAUCAGCGAGUCAUCUACGUCGCUACCCAUGACUCCAUCGGCUUGGGUGAAGAUGGUCCUACCCAUCAACCGAUUGAGACGUUGGUGCACUUCCGAGCUCUUCCCAAUAUGAUGGUCUGGAGACCUGCCGAUGGCAACGAGACCUCAGCAGCGUAUUACAUGGCACUUACUUCCAAAUCCACGCCCUCAAUUCUCGCAUUGACACGACAGAAUCUGCCUCAGUUGGAGAACUCGACACUCGAGAAUGCCAUCAAGGGCGGUUAUGUUGCAAUCGAAGCCCAGAAUGCCGACAUCACCCUUGUUUCCACUGGCUCGGAGGUCGGCAUCUGUGUGGACACGGUCAAAGUCUUGAAGGAUCAGCACGGUCUGACCGCACGUGUCGUCUCAAUGCCUUGCACAGAAGUCUUUGAUGCCCAGCCCAAGGAUUACCAGCUCAAGGUCAUUCCUGAUGGCAUCCCCGCCUUGUCAGUCGAGGUCAUGUCCACUCUCGGAUGGGAGAAAUACUCACACGAGCAAUUCGGUCUGAACCGCUUUGGUGCUUCUGGCCCCUACAAGGAUCAGAAAUUUGAAUUCACCCCUGAAGGCAUUGCCAAGCGUGCUGUUGCGACUGUCGACUUCUACAAGGGCAUCAAGCCUCGGUCGCCAGUCAAUCGUGCCUUUCAGCAACUCAUCUAA